Molecule: messenger RNA, 936 nt
Organism: Monosiga brevicollis MX1
Lineage: Eukaryota; Choanoflagellata; Craspedida; Salpingoecidae
Exons: 11
Coding region: 6-863 (285 amino acids)
Biological process (GO): protein polyubiquitination
Cellular component (GO): cytoplasm; ubiquitin ligase complex; nucleus
Molecular function (GO): ubiquitin-ubiquitin ligase activity
Source: RefSeq, a predicted model, not a curated record
UUGUCAUGUUGCUCAUUAACGAGUGCACCCACUACAUUGAUGAAGUGCACGAAGCACUCGGCAAGAUCAAGGUGCUCCAGGCCCAGCUGCAGCAAUCUGAAUGGGACGAUUCCAACCGUACCCGUGAGGAGGCCGAGAAGUAUCUCGCAGAAAAUGAGAAUAUGGCCGUCAGCUAUGCUAACCUCUCAACUGAAUCAGUCACCAUGCUCAGCUACCUCACAGAAGCCUACGUGGACCCAUUCCUCCGUGAUGAAGUGGUGGGCCGCCUGGCAGGAAUGCUCAGCUCGACCAUCCGCCAUGUUGUUGGCCCCCACGCACCCAACCUGGACCUGCUCGCAUGCAAAAAGUACGAAUACAAUCCACCAGCCUUGCUGUUGGAUGUCAUCAAGGUGUACCUGCACGCCGCGCAGUUGCAAAGCCCCACCGACCGGGCCAACGAACACUUUUUGACAGCGAUGUACAAGGAUGCCCGGUUUGACCUGGUGGUCUUGCGUCAAGCAGCCACGUAUUUGCGUGGUUUUGGCAUGCCCUCGGAUAUCAUCGACCUUUAUCUUGUACUGCUGCAGCAGGCCGAGGCGCUACAGCAGUCGGCUGAAGAUGAAGAGGCAAAUCUUGGUGACGUUCCCGAGGAGUACCUGGAUCCAAUCAUGUUUGAUUUAAUGCGUGAUCCCGUACGCCUGCCGUCAAGCGGGGUUGUCAUGGAUCGUUCCUCCAUCAUUCAGCAUCUUUUGUCCGAUCCCAUCGAUCCGUACAGUCGCAAGCCUCUGACACCCGAUCAACUCGAGCCAGUGCCAGAGUUGAAGGCCGAGAUCGAAGCGUGGAUUCAGGCUCAGAAGAGCAAAGCCAACGCUUCCUCAUCCUAGAAACUUGAGACUGGUGUCCUGAAGUAGGCGAUGCCAUCAACGGGCUUCCUCUGUGCCAAUCAAUCUUCGUACC